AUGUCCGCCAAACAGUCCGCCGCCCCGACUCGCUCUGCUAUCACCCUCAAGGGCUCUACCAGCAUCGUCACCGAGUUCUUCAAAUAUGCCGUGAACACGAUUCUCUUCCAGAGAGGCGUCUAUCCGGAAGAUGACUUUCACAUGGUCAAGAAGUACGGCCAGACUGUGCUCGUCACGCAGGAUCUAGCAUUGGAAAACUAUCUAGACAAGAUCCUGAAGCAAGUGAGCAAAUGGCUGCUUAGCGGAUCAGUGACGCAGCUGGUCCUUGCCAUCAUCUCCAAAGACACUCGAACUCCGCUCGAACGCUGGGUGUUUGAUGUUCAUCUUCAGGAGCCGCCCGCGGACGCGAGCGAGCCCGCGCAGCCAAAGCCCGAGUCUGAGAUCCAGGCGGAAAUCCGGUACAUCCUGAAGCAGAUCGUGUCGACGGUCACGUUUCUGCCCAUCAUCGAGGAGCCCACGGUGUUCAAUAUCCUCGCAUACACGAACGAGUCUGCGGACGUUCCGGCGGACGAAUGGGUGGACACGGACCCGCUGGCGAUCGAGGCGAGCAAGAGCCAGCAGGUGAAGCUGCGGAGUUUCAGCACGGACGUGCAUCGGAUCGAGGCCAUGGUCGCGUACCGCUACGAGGGGUGA
Messenger RNA from Punctularia strigosozonata HHB-11173 SS5, 633 nucleotides. Its product is annotated as spindle assembly checkpoint protein. Gene Ontology annotation, cellular component: cytoplasm; nucleoplasm; kinetochore. The transcript has 5 exons. Gene Ontology annotation, biological process: mitotic spindle assembly checkpoint signaling. NCBI's taxonomy places the organism in Eukaryota, Fungi, Basidiomycota, Agaricomycetes, Corticiales, Punctulariaceae. The record is from RefSeq and is a predicted model, not a curated record. Bases 1 to 633 code for a protein of 210 amino acids.